GAAGAGGUUUUAGGGUUUUAAUUCAUCGCAGAAACUUGACUUUUGAGAGAGAGAGAGAAGAAAUGGAUUCAUACUCUUCGCCGCCGAUGGGAGGUUCAGGUAGUUCGGUUUCGCCCGAAGUAAUGAUGGAGUCGGUCAAGACUCAGCUCGCUCAAGCUUACGCCGAAGAGUUAAUCGAGACUUUGAGGACAAAAUGUUUUGACAAGUGCGUAACGAAGCCAGGAUCAAGCCUCGGUGGAAGUGAGAGUAGCUGUAUUUCGAGAUGUGUUGAACGUUACAUGGAAGCUACUGCAAUCAUAAGUCGUUCUCUUUUCACUCAACGUUGAUCAAUUCCAGCUACCUCUUCCUUUUUUAAUGAUCUUGUUGGGAUUUCAAGUAUAAAAACGUUUUAUCCAGAGUAGAAAACAAAAUUACUUUUGGUUAAAAAAUGAAGAGUUGCAACUAUCAAUUCGAGAAUGGUUAUGUUUCUAUAUGUUGUUAAUUGGUUCAAAGUUCAAACUUGUUUUAUUCUGUGUUUCAUUGAUUUGGGUCAAAAUCUUAGCUCUAUGCAUUAUAUGAUACGUGCAUGAUCCUGAAAACAAUAGAAGCACACUAGAGAUUGUUGCUUAUCUUGUUUUGGCACACAUGAAGUGAUGAAGAGCAUCUAUGAAUUAUCCAAUCAUCAUCUUUAGAUCAUUCUCUCUGAAAGCAUUCUUUGUUAUAAGAUUAACUGUGUGUGGUUCUUCUAACAUCCUUUUGAGGACGGGUCUUUUUGAUUCAGU
Messenger RNA from Arabidopsis thaliana (thale cress), 761 nucleotides. RefSeq names its product translocase of the inner mitochondrial membrane 13 (gene TIM13). Bases 63 to 326 code for a protein of 87 amino acids. The transcript is spliced from 2 exons. Gene Ontology annotation, cellular component: mitochondrial intermembrane space; mitochondrial intermembrane space chaperone complex. NCBI's taxonomy places the organism in Eukaryota, Viridiplantae, Streptophyta, Magnoliopsida, Brassicales, Brassicaceae. Gene Ontology annotation, biological process: protein insertion into mitochondrial inner membrane. The record is from RefSeq and is marked reviewed.